CAGGUUCUCCUCGGAUCCAUGGACAGGAUGUCUUUUAUGAGCUGUUACUUGAAGUAAAUCAAGACCGUGUAAUCGUUGAGGUAAGUCUGCUUGCUAGAACUGAACAAACAGCUCACUGGCUAGAACUGAACAAACAGCCCACUUGUUAGAACUGAAACAACUAACAGCCCACUUGCUAGAACUGAAACAAGAAACAGCCCAUUCGCUAGAACUGAAACAAGAAACAGCCCACUUGCUAGAACUGAAAAAAAAAAACAUGCUGUUUCGAUUCGCUUUUCUUUAUUUUUGCACAUUAUUCAUCGGGCUCACUAGGUCCGCACCUAAAAGAGACACAAGACUGAACUCUUGGUUGUCUGCCUCAGGAAUAAGAAAAUUCCGAAGCCCAGAGAUCCAAGAAGGCACUCAAGCCCCUGAAAUGAAGAGUGGGCUGUCUACUCGAUGGGGAAACAUGUGUAAGCAUGAAUACCAAUCCAACUACCCAGUGGCUUGCUACCUAUGCGAAAACUGCUCACAGGUUGCGUCUGAGAACAAUAUAUGCCUCGCCGGAGACUGUUCCAGCCAGCAGUGUGCUGACUUUGUCCUUAGGCCAGGAGAUUGCUGUGCCUCCUGCCCAAACGGUCCCAACUGCUGGGUGGAGAACAGACUGAUCCCAAUGGGUAAUGUGGUGAGCUUUCCUAACGGUACCACAUGUAACUGCAUCUAUGAAGGACGUCACCUUGUGAGGACGCAGUGCAGCUACCUGUUGAACGGGGAAGUCGUGGAGUACUUUCAUGGCCCUGAUUACGUGUCGUGGAUUGAUUAACUAUGCCUCAUGAACCCAGGAAGGUCAUUCAGGCCGCCAUAUUUUUUUGUAUAAUUGUAUACUAAUUUUAUACUUUCUAAUAUGUUUUUAUUAUAUACAAUGCCUAUUAUAAUCUUUUUACAUGGAUGGAAACGGGGAAAAGGUGGAAAUUGGAAAUAAAAUUUAAUAAUUUAUUCCUAUCAAUAAAAUCAGAAUACAUCAUUCUGCUACUUGGCCAAUAUCUAGAUCUAGCUCUAAAUUAUUAAAAUUAGAUUUAUUUCCAUGUUUCUUUAAGAUUAGUGAUUAGCUUUGCUUAUAUUGCUACACAAAUGUGAUCUAGAAUUCUAGAUCUAAUCUAGAGCUUCGCUCGUAACAGAAGAGGAAAGAAGACCAGAUCUAUCUUGGACUAUCUAAAUUAGCUUUAUAGAGGAAUAAUAACAUAAUAAUACCAUGUCGAUCUACAAUUCUUUUAAUUGUUAAAUUAUUAAAAGUUCAUUGAUUUCAUAA
Biomphalaria glabrata is the source of this 1288-nucleotide messenger RNA. RefSeq lists its product as uncharacterized. Gene Ontology annotation, cellular component: AMPA glutamate receptor complex. Lineage: Eukaryota; Metazoa; Mollusca; Gastropoda; Planorbidae. The transcript has 3 exons. The record is from RefSeq and is a predicted model, not a curated record. Gene Ontology annotation, biological process: negative regulation of BMP signaling pathway. Bases 257 to 802 code for a protein of 181 amino acids.